Lotus japonicus is the source of this 1542-nucleotide messenger RNA. RefSeq names its product caffeoylshikimate esterase-like. Lineage: Eukaryota; Viridiplantae; Streptophyta; Magnoliopsida; Fabales; Fabaceae. Gene Ontology annotation, molecular function: lipase activity. The record is from RefSeq and is a predicted model, not a curated record. The transcript is spliced from 8 exons. Gene Ontology annotation, cellular component: membrane. Bases 253 to 1290 code for a protein of 345 amino acids.
UUUGACAAGAUCCAGAUUUGUAGAAGAAACAAACACCUUCACCGACUGAUUCCUCUUCCUUUCUCUCUCAAUCUCUCUCUGUCCCGUUUCGCAUUGCUCUGUUCUGUUCCUCUGCAGGAAGCAAAUCUUUUCAAUUUCAUGCUGCAGCUGCUUCAAUCAACAACUUUGUGUUCACGUGCCUCAAUUUUCAGUUAGAGUUUUCAUCCCUCCCUUGCAGAUUGAUCCAUCAUCAUCAAUCAGUUCAACUCAUUCAUGGAUUUGGAGUUUCAAUAUCAAGAAGAAUACUGGAGGAACUCAAGGGGAGUGCAACUCUUCACGUGCAAAUGGUUGCCUUUCUCUUCUCCGAAGGCUCUGGUUUUCCUCUGCCAUGGUUAUGGCAUGGAAUGCAGUAGCUUCAUGAGAGAAUGUGGAGUGCGGCUAGCGUGCGCCCAAUACGCUGUUUAUGGCAUCGAUUAUGAAGGACAUGGGCACUCUGAAGGUGCUCGUUGUUACAUACACAAGUUUGAAAACAUCGUUAAUGACUGUUAUGACUUUUUCAGAUCAGUUUGUGAGCUACAAGAGUAUAGGGGAAAGGCUAGGUUCUUGUAUGGAGAGUCCAUGGGAGGUGCAGUUACUCUACUUUUGCACAAAAAGGACCCUUCAUUUUGGGACGGUGCUGUUCUAGUUGCACCCAUGUGUAAGAUAUCAGAGAAGGUGAAGCCACACCCGGUGGUGAUCAACUUAUUGACUAAAGUGGAAGAUAUCAUACCGAAGUGGAAGAUAGUUCCCACAAAAGAUGUCAUCAGCUCAUCUUUCAAAGACCCUGCCAAGCGAGAAAGGAUAAGGAGAAACAAAUUGAUAUACCAGGACAAGCCCAGGUUAAAAACAGCAUUAGAAAUGUUGAGAAUCAGCAUGAGUCUAGAAGACAGCUUAUAUAAGGUGACACUACCAUUUUUUGUGUUGCAUGGAGAAGCAGACACAGUGACUGACCCUGAAGUAAGCAGGGCACUGUAUGAGAGAGCAAGUAGCAAAGACAAGACCAUAAAAUUGUACCCUGGAAUGUGGCAUGGCUUAACUUCUGGGGAGCCUGAUGAUAACAUUGAAAAGGUUUUUGCAGACAUCAUAACAUGGCUAGAUAAGCACGCCAACAAUGAUUUUGUAGAACCAAUUGACAGUUACAACUAUGGCAUUGAGAAAGUCACAACAGCAGCAUCAUCAGGUAAGAUUGUGGAUCAGCAGCAGAAAAACAGGCGAAGAAGCUAUCUUUGUGGGUUGAAAGGACCUCGCUUGCUACACCACUCGGCAAUGUAGAUUGUAAUUAUGUGACCAUGUAGCUAUAUUGUUUUGCUUUGGCCAUAUAACAUUAUAAAGUUUUGUAUGUUUGAGAAUCUUUCAGCAAUCGAUUUCAGUGACAUAAUUAAUUAUGGAGAUCAGCUUCUGUGAGUAGUACCUUCUAAUUAAGUGUCAAAAUUAAUGAUUCCUGGGAAAAGAGAAGCUUAUCCAAACAAGGUCCAAAUUGUUUUUGAAAGUAAAAGCAUAAUGUGAAAAGCUUACAUGUGAUUA